AUGAAUUCCUUACAACCAAAUUCGGAACGUAGGCAUCCUCAUACCUCGUCAAUGCGGGACUUUCAACAAACAAGUUCAAGCCUUGCCGCAAAGACUAUGCGUGUCGAGCUGAACAAAUUGGCCCAUGCAAUUCAGGACAUGAAACAACGCAAAGCUUUUGAAAAUGAAAUGGAUAAUUUUUUCGCAUUGUUUACCCGAUAUUUGAGCGAAAAAAGUAAAGGAACAAAAUUGAAUUGGGACAAGGUCAAUUCACCAAGUCCUGAACAAAUUAUCCCCUAUGCAAAUUUACCCGUCUGCGAGAAUCCACAACAUCUCAAUAAAUUGGCCGUCCUAAAAUUGAAUGGUGGCUUAGGAACGACUAUGGGUUGCAUAGGUCCCAAGAGUGCUAUUGAGGUUAGAGACGGUAUGACAUUCUUGGAUUUAAGUGUCAGGCAAAUCGAAUACCUAAAUAGUAGAUACGAUGUUAACGUACCUUUCAUACUCAUGAACUCCUUCAACACGGACGAUGACACCAUGCGCAUCGUCCAAAAGUAUGGAGGCCACAAGAUUGAUAUUCUUGCAUUCAACCAAUCACGUUAUCCAAGAAUUAACAAGGAAUCUUUGUUGCCAAUGCCGCGUUCUCCCAGCGGAGAUAUUAGCCAAUGGUAUCCACCGGGUCACGGAGAUUUAUUCGAAUCCAUGUUAAACUCAGGCAUACUGGAUCGACUUAUCGCCGAAGGGAAAGAAUACAUUUUCGUCUCGAAUGUCGACAACUUGGGCGCGGUAGUCGAUCUGAACAUUCUUCAACAUAUGGUGGAUUCUGAUGCAGAAUUCAUCAUGGAGGUUACCGACAAAACCAAGGCCGAUAUAAAGGGUGGUACCCUCAUUGAUUAUGAGGGUACCGUCAGGUUGCUGGAAGUGGCUCAAGUCCCUUCGGAACAUAUGGAGGACUUUAAAUCAAUUAAUAAAUUCAAGAUUUUCAAUACCAACAAUUUGUGGAUAAACCUGAAAGCCAUAAAGCGCGUCACCGAGGAAAAAGAGUUAAAUAUGGAAGUUAUUGUUAAUAACAAAACACUUGAAUCCGGUGAAAAAGUGAUUCAACUUGAAACAGCUGUUGGUGCAGCUAUCAAGCAUUUUAAAAACGCGCAUGGAGUUAAUGUACCAAGAAGUCGUUUCUUACCAGUGAAAUCUACAUCUGACCUAUUUCUGGUUACAUCUGAUCUGUACUCGCUUAAUCAUGGUGAACUCAUGAUGAACCCUAAAAGACUUUUCCAGACUGUUCCACUGGUAAAAUUGGGUGAUGAAUUUAAGAAGGUCUCAAAUUUUCUAGCGCGAUUCCAAUCGCCGCCUCAUAUUCUUGAACUCGAUCAUCUUACUGUCACUGGCGACGUUACUUUUGGUGCAGGUGUGCAGUUAAAAGGGACAGUAAUUAUUGUCGCGACAUAUGGUGCCAGAAUUGAUAUUCCGCCAAAUUCAGUACUCGAAAACAAAGUUGUUUCUGGAAACUUGAGGAUCCUCGAGCAUUAA
Messenger RNA from Acaulospora morrowiae, 1506 nucleotides. The record is from the annotation of a GenBank genome assembly. Lineage: Eukaryota; Fungi; Glomeromycota; Glomeromycetes; Diversisporales; Acaulosporaceae.